This is a messenger RNA of Nematolebias whitei (Rio pearlfish), 2346 nucleotides long. RefSeq names its product extracellular calcium-sensing receptor-like. NCBI's taxonomy places the organism in Eukaryota, Metazoa, Chordata, Actinopteri, Cyprinodontiformes, Rivulidae. Gene Ontology annotation, biological process: G protein-coupled receptor signaling pathway. Gene Ontology annotation, cellular component: membrane. The coding region runs from base 16 to 2346 and encodes 776 amino acids. Gene Ontology annotation, molecular function: G protein-coupled receptor activity. The record is from RefSeq and is a predicted model, not a curated record. The transcript is spliced from 8 exons.
AAGCCUGAGAUUUUAAUGUGCGCAGGGAGCCUUAUAGCCCGGGAACUGCGGUUUUCUCGAGCAAUGAUUUUUGCUGUGGAUGAGAUAAAUAAAAGCACAAAGCUGCUGCCAGGCAUCAAACUUGGAUAUAAAAUCUAUGACUCAUGUGCCUCUGUGCCCGUGGCUGUGCAUGUAGCAUUUCAACUAUCAAACGGUCAAGAUCCUGAGUUUUAUAAAAACAGAAACUGCUCACAAUCUGGUGUGGUGAUGGCUGCUGUGGGCGACUCUGCAUCAACACCAUCAAUGAGCGUGUCAAGCAUUAUAGGAUCCUUCAACAUCCCUCUUGUGAGCCACUUUGCCACUUGUGCCUGCCUGUCAGAUAAACAGCGGCAUCCAGCAUUUUUCAGAACAAUUCCCAGUGAUCAGUUCCAAGCUGAUGCUUUGGCCAAGCUGGUGAAACACUUUGGCUGGACUUGGAUAGGUGCUGUUCGCUCUGACUCAGAUUACGGAAAUAACGGUAUGGCAUCUUUUCUUAAUGCAGCACAGAGAGAGGGAAUUUGUGUGGAGUACUCUGAGUCAUUCUUUCGGACCGACCCACAAGGCAAGAUCAAGAGAGUGGCAGAUGUUAUCCGCAGAUCUACAGCAGUGGUUGUUGUGGCAUUUAUAGCAUCUGGAGAUAUGAGAGUACUGUUGGAGGAACUGGCUCUGGAGCCUCCACCACCACGUCAAUGGAUAGGAAGUGAGGGUUGGAUAACAGACCCAAACUUUCUGAGAUUUAAUUUCUGUGCAGGAGCCAUUGGAGUUGCCAUUCAGCAGUCGGUCAUCCCAGGACUCAGAGACUUUCUGCUUGAUCUCUCUCCCACUGAAGUAGCUGCCUCCUCUGUGCUUACUGAGUUCUGGGAAGAUGCAUUCAACUAUAAUGAUACAGGCAAGAGAGUGUGUGAUCAUACAGAAGACUUAAAAGCCCUCAAAAGCCCAUACACUGACACAUCUCAACUAAGGAUUACUAACAUGGUGUACAAGGCUGUGUAUGCAAUAGCUCAUGCCGUUCACAAUGCUGUGUGUAAAGAAACACAUUUCACCACUGAGUGUGACAGAAAUGUCAGACUGGAAAACAAACAGGUUUUAACUGAACUCAGAAAAGUCAAGUUUUCCCAGAAUGGUUAUCCUGUGUCAUUUGAUGCUAAUGGGGAUCCAGUGGCUUUUUAUGAACUUGUCAACUGGCAGACAAGUGACAGUGGAGUUAUUAAGUUGGUAACAGUAGGAUAUUAUGAUGCCUCACUGCCAAAAGGCCAGGAGUUUCAGAUAAACAGGAACAUAACCUGGGUGGAAGGUGGCACGCAAGUUCCAGUGUCAGUGUGCUCUGAGAGUUGUCCUCCAGGAACUCAUAAAGUGUUGCAGAAAGGAAAACCCAUCUGCUGUUAUGAUUGUAUACCAUGUCCUGAAGGAGAGAUCAGUAAUACAACAGAUUCUCCUGAUUGCUUUCCAUGCCCCAUAGAAUGCUGGCCUAAUACGGAAAAAGAUACUUGUUUCCCUAAACUUAUUGAGUUUCUGUCCUUUGAUGACGACCUGUCAAUCAUCCUGGCAGCAUUCUCUGUUUUUGGAGCCUGUCUGGCCAUCAUUACAGGAAUUAUUUUCUUUUGUCAAAGAACAACUCCAAUUGUCAGAGCCAACAACUCUGAGCUGAGCUUCCUGCUACUCUUCUCUCUGACUCUGUGUUUUUUAUGUUCAUUAACUUUCAUCGGAGCUCCCUCUGAGUGGUCCUGCAUGCUGCGGCACACAGCUUUUGGUAUCACCUUUGUUCUUUGUAUCUCCUGUGUUCUUGGAAAAACUGUAGUGGUUUUAAUGGCUUUUAAAGCUACACUUCCAGGUAGUAAUGCCAUGAAAUGGUUUGGGCAUCCACAACAAAAAAUGACUGUAAUGUUUUUCACAUUUAUUCAAAUUUUAAUCUGCACUGUUUGGUUGAUACUCAGUCCUCCUUUCCCAAUGGAAAAUCUAGGCACAUACAAGGAGAAGAUCAUCCUGGAAUGUGCAUUAGGCUCUGCUGUUGGCUUCUGGGCUGUGCUCGGGUACAUUGGUCUGCUGGCUGUUUUUUGCUUUGUGUUAGCUGUUCUAGCUCGAAAACUACCUGAUAAUUUUAAUGAAGCCAAGCUGAUAACCUUCAGCAUGCUGAUCUUCUGUGCAGUGUGGAUCACCUUCAUCCCAGCAUAUGUCAGCUCUCCUGGAAAGUUUACUGUGGCUGUGGAGAUAUUUGCAAUUCUGGCCUCCAGUUUCGGAAUGUUACUGUGUAUAUUUGCUCCAAAGUGUUUCAUCAUAAUAUUUCAGCCCGCAAAGAACACCAAGAAAUACGUAAUGAACAAAAAAUAA